AUGCACACUCACGGUUAUAGGCCAGGUAUAUAUAUAAACGAAGAUGAUUUUUUUGAUCCCAAUCCAUUCUCUGAAGGGUGCACAGAAAGAUGUCGACAAGAAUUUUUUAAAACCCUUGAAUAUCUAAGGGAGAGAUUGAAGAUACAAAUCGAGAUUUUUAAACAUCUCAAAAAGAAUGAAGAUGGUUCAUUCCCUACAUUCAAUAUUUAUGAUGUAUAUUCCUACUAUGAAGGAAGGGACGACGAGCUUCAAGAUAAAAAUAUUCAAGAUUUAUUUGAUGUCGAUAUACUUAGUAUGGAUAUUUCUCAUUUAAAAAAAAGAACAGAUAUUCCAAAAAGUGUGGAAAGAAAAGAAAAAGAAACAGAAAUAGAAAUAGAAAUCUGA
Messenger RNA from Dictyostelium purpureum, 384 nucleotides. RefSeq lists its product as uncharacterized. Lineage: Eukaryota; Evosea; Eumycetozoa; Dictyosteliales; Dictyosteliaceae. The record is from RefSeq and is a predicted model, not a curated record. The coding region runs from base 1 to 384 and encodes 127 amino acids. The transcript has a single exon.